Molecule: messenger RNA, 1434 nt
Organism: Strongylus vulgaris
Lineage: Eukaryota; Metazoa; Nematoda; Chromadorea; Rhabditida; Strongylidae
Source: the annotation of a GenBank genome assembly
AUGGUGGAUCAAAUGGAAAAUCGGGUUUAUGUACAAAUGGAGAAGGACGCACAAACAUCAUUAGAUCGGCAAUUUUUGUUCGUAUGCCAGCUGGCCGAUGCUAAAGAUGAAAAGGAGAAGGGUGAUCUAGCUGCUAUUCGUCGUCAUCCCAUCAAUCCUACCACAGAAUUGGGCUAUGGGCUUCCACCGGAAACAGAGAGACAACUGCCAUUUUUGAUGCACAAUGGUUUAGAGCCAGUGAAGGGCGUAACCCGUAAUGGCGCGACCAUCGCCAUGUCAGAAGGUGGAGGAGGUCGGAUUCCCGACGAGUAUCCUACUGUUCCAAAACUUGUGCCUUCCACAACUCCUCGAAAUCCCUUCCUCCCAGCACCUCCGCCUCCCACUCCAGCCAGCCCAAUCAUCCCCGCUCGCGACGUGCCCCGCCCUGCUUCCGAAUUCUUCGACAAACAAGCUAUGGUCACUCAGCGGCCCAUUGAGCCAGUGAAGAACCUCUUUACCUUAAAAACACCCGUAGAAAUAGAACGCCACACCACAAGUGCCAUCCCGUUGAUCCCAGCUUUACCCGGGACAACAGUAAGCCCCAUUGUGGGUGUUGGGUACGUGCUCCCUGAGACAGUGUUAGCUCGAAACGAAAUUGACAUGAAUGUUGGCCCUGGUCAAAUGAUUUACAGAGGUAAAGCCACAGAGAUACCCGCAUUUCCGUGGCACAGACCCAUUCCUGAAUCAGCCAGAAUGGCCACAUCAAAAGCGCAGGAUAUUGUUAUCAAAGCUCCACCCACAGAAGAAAAGGACAAGAAAGUGAGAGUUGGUUCUAGAGGAGGUGCCAAGGUUUUUAUUGAAGAACCACCAAGGGUAGGUGUUGAAUUUCGAACCGAUAGUGGGAGCAAAAUCUCUACGGGGCUGAAAGAUGUGGCACCCGAUCGACUUGUGUCCACCCAGGAGUACUUAGCACCAUCUCCAGAAAUGUCUCUGGAGAUACAGCAUGGUUUGGGACCUUAUGCACCAACUGUUACCGCCCCUGUAAAAAUCGGCGACAAUAUCACUUUGGUGGUACGAUCGAAGAGUCAAAUGAAAGUGAUUGGAGCAUGCAAAAAAGCUUUUGAAAAUCCUGUACGGCUAGAAUAUCAGUGGUUUGAGCAGCAUAAUUGUAUUAAGGAAAUCUGUACUUCAUCACGUCGUUUUUCGCGAGAAGUUUCAUCUCAAAAUGAUUUGCGUCUGUUCGAUAGUGUUAAGGUAGAGCUUGAUGAGCAGUAUGAGGCUCAACGAAGAGCAGCAGAGCUGGAUGAUGACAUCUGCUUGUCUAAAUCGCUCUCUGGUAUCGUGGCUGUCCUCUUCGCCACCGUAUUGGUAGCUUUCAUUAGCUCAUCGUUUCUUGCCAUGUCUUUCUACUUGAGACUUUCUGAUCGGACGAAACAAACUAUCUAUGCACAUUGA